CAUAUGUAGUCGUCUACUCCGUAUCUUCGAGUUAUUCAGGUGAAGUUCCGCUGACAUGUUUAAAUAUUCCGACAGCACUUGAAGGCGGCGUCAGACUGCACUGCAUACGCGCCGUGGCGGAGAGUGAAGAUGGCGGAGAGUAAUGUCGAACCAGAGCACGAAUGGAGCGACCGGGCCCUGGACACGGUCGAAGACACCCUGGUUGCAAUGGAAACCCUGCUGGCCACACUGAGAGCCUUCGAGGACGUCCUCAGGCAACAAGAAAUAUCCGUAGCAUCCUCCACGGAGUACUGCGACAACUUCUGCCAGGCGCUGAUGCACUAUGCUGGGAGCAGGAACUCUAUGGAUCAUGGUCUGCCUCUUCUGGAGGUGUACUGUCUGUCCAUAAACUGCUUUGCUGCAGCCCGAUCCCACCUCACUGCAGAUUCUGACAGAGUGGCCCUUGUGUUGAAGAGACUAGCUUUGAGCUGUUUUGAACUUUUGCUGUCAGUACCUGAAAACGAAAUCCCAUAUGAAGCCUGGCUUCAAUUCCACCACUCUGUUCAGAUUGCCCAUGAUACCUUGCUACAGUAUGGGAGCACAGACCUCCAAGCUUUACUCCAGAUCACGGGGGAGGGAGGAGCAUGGAGCAACCUGGUCCUCACCUCCCUCCUCACCGGCCAGCCCACCAACAAAGAAGAAGUUGAUGCAUACAUCAGCUUGGAGGGCGAGGGCUUCAUGGAGAUGCGAGUGAAGCACCUGGAAAAGAUGAGCGAACUGGCUAAGGCAGUGGUUUUGGCCAAAGCUUGCACUGAAUGCAGCUUCAUCUCCAACCAAGCUACCUUUCGUCAAGUAUAUGUCACCCUGCUUUGUCACCUGCUGCCUAAUGAAGAAGCCAUCAUGGAGAUAUCCAGACUUGACUGUAAGGAUGUGCUGGAGAUAACAUGUAACAUGGAGACAGAGGGCGAGGAGAAUACAGGCUUCAUCCUGUGCACAACGUUCCUGACACAGCAGCUUCAGCAGCAGAACCUUUACUGCUCUUGGGAGUUAACUCUCCUGUGGAGUAAACUUCAGAGGAGGAUCGGCCCCUCGUUGACGUCUCUCCUUGAACGAUGCCUUCAGUUGGGUGCCAUUGCCAAAACGGUCCACCAUUUGCUUUGCCUGGUCCGUGUUAUUCAGACAGAGGCGGAGGCAAUGGGGAUAGCUGCAUCAGUGGAACUUUGUGUCAAGGCCCUCCAACUUCCAAAGCAGGAUGACUCAGAUACAAGGAUCUCUGUCUGUAAGACUGUAUCCUGCCUACUUCAAGAUGACCUUGAAGUUUUGCGUGCCUGCCGACUCACAGAAUUCCUGCUUGGCCCCAGCCAGGAGAGCUUUAGUUGCCUUGAGGAGCUCUACUUGCGCCCAGACCAAAAGUAUGAUGAGGAAAAUGAAGUUAUUCCCAACUCACUACGCUGCGAGUUGCUCCUAGCACUGAAAGCAUAUUGGCCUUUUGACCCCGAAUUCUGGGACUGGAAAACUCUCAAGAAUCAAUGCAUAGCCCUUCUAGGGUUAACGCCAGAGUCAGAAGGGGAAGAAGAGGAGUUGUUAGUCAAACGAGAAAGCGAAAAGGAAUAUGAGACACAGGGAAACGCAGUGAAAGUAGAAUCUGAGCAUCAACAGAGUUUAAAUGGAAAUCUUGAUGAUGAUGAGCAGCAUGAUGAGAAGACGACUUCUGACUCAUCAGAAGUUCAAGGAGAAUCAGAGACCAAGAAACACAAGUUCUGCUGUUUGAUUUGUAAGAAGUCAGUCGCUGACACCCAAAUCAUUCACCACUCCAAAAGACACGCAGAGGACAAAAGCAACCCCUGCCCCGUUUGCUUGGAGAAGUUCAAGAGCAGAAAGGAGCUCGUUCCUCACAUGAAACAACAUAUUCAGAGUGAAACACAGCUGAGCAAUAACAACAUAAAGAAAGAAGAUCUGCAGAAACAGAUGGAUGAGGAUAAUGACGUUGAACCAGGUGAGAUCACCAUCGACCCCUCCUUAAUGCUAUAUUACAAAUCCACACACGAUCCAGAUGUGCUGGACCACAUUGUGCAGCAAGCAAAAACUGUGAAAGAGAAGCAUGUGGAGGAUGACGAGCAUGUAACAUUCGAUUACAUUGAGCAACACUUUAACCUGCAGAACAGGGAUGAGUAUCCCUGUCCAGGAACUGGAUGUACCAGGACUUUUAAACAUUCCAAGUACCUGUAUGUUCACUUAAAGUCAGAGCAUAAAGCUGAUGAGAAUGUGAAAUAUUUUCAUCAAAUGAGAGACAAGCGGGAGAAGUGUGUCUUUUGUAGACGCCAUUUUGUCUCAGCUUACCAUCACCGCAAACACAGAAGAGUUCACUAUGGUGAUCACCCAUACACGUGUGUGGUCAUUGGUUGUGGCGCCAAGUUUAGUACUUCCAAUGAACUUGUUACGCAUAAGCAAACCCAUGGCUUUCAGCUGAACUACCAGUGUGAGCUUACAGGCUGUUGCGUCACUUACUCCGACUUGGGACAAAUCUAUCACCAUGAGGCACAGCAUUUCAGAGAUUCUGCAUUUACCUGCUCUAGUCCUGAAUGUACAAAAUACUAUUUAUCCAAAAAAGAAUUUUUAGAGCACCUAUCCACACACAAUAUUACCUUCUCUGAAGAUGAUUUUGAGGCCCAGAGGAAGGCAAAGCGGAAACUUUUUAAGACUGUUUCUGAAGCCCACCUUAAUAAGUCAAGUGAUUCAGAAGAGAUUAUAAAUGGUAAUGUCUUAAACUCUUCCUCUGUAAGUUGUGCCUCCUCUUUGCAAGAAUCUGACAACAAAGAGCCGAAAGGAACAAUGACCCUGGUGGCUGUGUGUUUUGAUGGAAGUAAGUUCACCUGUGGUUUUGAGAAGUGUGGCAUGACUUUCUCUAGAGCCAGAGACGUCCAAAGACACCUGAAAUGUGCCCAUCCAGAACACCUGAAACUGGAGAACAAAGAACACAAACACGACAAGGAACGAGGCUCAAAGUCCAAAGGCAUAAAGACUGAAAUUGAACCAGAGAGUGAGGAAAAAGGACAAAAUGAGCCCUCAACUCCACUUCAACCUGUUGAGGCUGGGAAAGAAAGAAAAGCAGCCACUCAUCCCAAAAACAAUGAAACAAACUCUUCAAGCCUUGCAAAAAAUGACGCCCUGAAAGAAAUUCUUAUUGGUAUCAGUAAACUGGACCUGAAUUCCUCAUCCCCUCAUAGUGUGCCAAAUGAGCCCCCUCAGGCAGAAUCAAAUGCAUCACAAAUGUCCCUUCAUCAGGCAAUCACAGCAAACACACCUGUUGUAUUGCUUCCAAAAAGACCUCCGGUUCUGCCCGACGAAAAGAUAGAAGUCAAAACUGAACAAGUAUCCACAGAUGAUGAAAAAGAAGACAAUGUUGAAUCAUUAGCCACAGCUAAGCCGUAUACCUGUGAGGUCAAAGGUUGUAGCUUUAGGACUGCACAGAGUUACAGCUUACUCCGCCACUAUAACACCAAACAUGGCCGUACGGUCGAACAGGCCAAAAGGUUGACUUCUUUGAAAAACACAUCUUUUAAGCCGUAUGUGUGCCAGCUUUGUUCCAAGAGUCACAGAGAAAAACACGUAUUGAAGGCUCACUAUAUCCAGGCACAUAAUCUGAGUGAGACUUUGGUGAACAAAAUAAGCUAUGCAUCUGUACGGUAUGAGGGAAACAAAGGCACCAACUCUGCAAAGCAUACAUCUCAGCACUUGGCAAACCACGCUCUAAAAGUGAGGAAGAUUGAUAUCUCCAGAUUGCAUCGCCAACAAGAGAGAAAAAAAGUAACCCCAGUAAGUGAAAAUGGACAAAACUCUGGCAAUCAGUCUCCAUCUGAAGAGGAAGGAGAGGACGAAGCAGAGCGCAGAAAGGAAGGCAAUAAGCAGAAGGGAGAAAGCAAGGUUGGGACCACACAACGGGUCAGAACUACGAGACGCUUGGUGGCCAAAAGUAAUCUCUGCUAUAUUUUGGAUAAAUUCAGUAAACCCUUUCAUUGUGUAGCAAAAAACUGUGAUUCAGCUUUUUCCACCCAGGGAGGCCUUGUACGCCACCUGCAGUUAAUACAUCAUUACAAUCGCUCUCAGCUUUUGUUGGAAAAAGAUUUUGAUGUGCAUCACAGUCCAGAAGCCAAGAAGGAGCCUGCCAAGAAAAGGCCUCUCUCAAACUCGGAUGAACCUCAACCCCAAUACAAAUGUCACUUUGCCAACUGUGUCUCCUCAUACCACCUUAAAAGCAGCCUGGUACGACACACUCGUGACUGUCACUCUCAACCAGCACCCCAAUACAAAUGUCACUUUGCCAACUGUGCUGCCUCCUACCACCUUAAAAGCAGCCUGGUACGUCACACUCGUGACUCUCAUGCUCAACCACCAGAGCUAAUAAGAUGCAAGUAUGAGGGUUGUACAAGAGUGUUCAGCCAUGAUGAUGCACUUAAGAAACAUACACUUUAUAGUCACUGUGAGUACUACGAUUCACUGGUAGUACGUCUGCAGAGCACUCACAAAAAGUCAAUUACUGGAUGUCAAAAGAAGCUUAUAGUCACUCCACAGAGCCCUCAGAAAGAAGAACCUGUUUCACCAGACACACAGGCUGUGAUAUCUAGUCCCAAGCCUGAGGUGACCGCCCAAUCAGAGGAAGUGGGUGAGCAGGGUAGCGAGGAGGAAAAGAAGGUGACAAGAGUCAGGAAGGAGAGAAGAUAUUCUUUCAACCGCUUUGUCUUCAGAUCUCAUGAGGAAGCUUUACAAAUGUGCCAAGACCGUUGUCUGCGUGUGGCCUACCCGUGCUUGGUUCAGAACUGUGAUUCGGUUGUCACAUACAUACGGAGCUUGCACCGUCACUACCUGAAGGUUCACCGUAUGCGUCGAGACGAUAUUUUGAAGAAUGAAGAUAAGCUUUUAUUGAAUGCUGAGCAGCUGGAAGAACUGAUUCAGAGGACGUCAGCCAGGCCAACUGUUACAGGAGUUAGUAGCCCAAAUGGGGUUCGCAAAAUGGAGUAUCAAGCUGAGCCAGAAAACAAAGGGGGGCAGCCUGCACCCAUGAGCCUGCACUCCAUCAAGGCAGACACACAAGAUGAGGAUCAUCAUGAUCCAUUGGGAUUCCCUGACGAGGAGGAUGAGGAAGAGAAGGAGCCACCUCCUGUUGAGAGAAAUGGUGUCCUUGUUGGUGCAGAUGAUGUUCUGUAUGGUGAACCGAGCACCGGUGGGCACGCCGAAGACUCAGCUGCAGCAACACAGAACAGUCACAAACCGGAGGAGAAACUCAGCUUGGAUAAAAUCAAACCUCUCCUUCGUACCGUCACUGUUGACCUCUCACCACCUUGCUUAUUGCGAUUUACUCCUGAGGAGGGCUUUCAAGAAGCAUCAAGCAUCAAAGAUGGUAAAAUGUUGAACAGGUCCGCUCUGAUGCCCACUCCCCCUGUUCGGCAGCCGCUAAAACGGAAAAAUGAACUAUCUGAACAGCCAUCAAACUUGAAAGACACUCAGUCUUGUAGCCCUUCUCCAUGCCCUUUUGACAUUGGCACAUAUAAGCCCAUGGGCUUUGAGUCCUCAUUCCUGAAAUUCAUACAAGAAAGCACACCUAAAGACAAAAGUGCAGCAUUGGCGAAACGACGAGACUCAUUCAGACGCAGUUGUUCUGUCAAAGAGAACAACCAGCUGGGAAUCUCUCACACCCGCAGCAGACGCACUCAUUCCCCACUGCUGAAGCCCCAUUCUAUGACUAGGGACUUCACCUCAGUCCAAAACUUGAAGUCCAUCCUGGACAAAGCCCUGGCUGGGUGUGGGGACCUGGCCAUUAAGCAGCUUCAGUACCUCAGACCUGUGGUGGUCCUGGGGAGACCUGUGUGCACUACCCUGCCCGACCUCUUCCCAUCAGACACCAACAACAGCAAACUGCUUCUUGGAAGUUAAGUUUAACAGAGUACCUUUUUAACAUGGCUAUGGCUAAUUAUUUUGUAAUUUCACAAGCUGUGUACCAGUAUUUUCAUUCACCCGAAAUGAUAGUAUUAUGUUUUUCUUGUUUGUUUUUUUUAAGUUGCCAAACUGAAGACUUAUAGAAAUUAGCAUUAAGAUAAAAACAAGCUUAAACAGUGCACAUCAGAUCACGACUCUUUUUAGACAUGUUGCAAAAACAUUUUAGAUAAUGCAUAAUAUGUUAACUCAUAAGUGUAUAUACUGUAGUUCUCUGAUAUAUAUGUACAGAUUUUCAGAUUGUUAGAAGUGGUCAGUAGCGCAUUGCAAGUCCAUUUCUCUUGUGUGAAAAUGUGACUGAAAAGCAUUUCCUUAAGGAAUAUGUGUGGAUAUUUUUCACCUCAGUUUAUAUUACAUCAGUGUUGGGAUGCAGUGGACAGAGGUUGGCAGACAUGUAUGUAACACUUUCUAAUAAAAUAAAUGUGGAA
Scomber scombrus (Atlantic mackerel) is the source of this 6398-nucleotide messenger RNA. It is a transcript of the gene rlf, whose product is annotated as RLF zinc finger. The coding region runs from base 130 to 5910 and encodes 1926 amino acids. Gene Ontology annotation, molecular function: DNA binding; DNA-binding transcription factor activity, RNA polymerase II-specific. The record is from RefSeq and is a predicted model, not a curated record. Gene Ontology annotation, biological process: regulation of transcription by RNA polymerase II. Gene Ontology annotation, cellular component: nucleus. The transcript has 8 exons. NCBI's taxonomy places the organism in Eukaryota, Metazoa, Chordata, Actinopteri, Scombriformes, Scombridae.